AUGGAGGUACCGCGUAAUGGGUCACAACUGCUGGCACAGGUCCAACCACACGGUUUCAUCAGCGACCGUGUGUUUCAGAUCGUCUACUAUUAUGUUCUCACGACUUUCGCCCACAUGGCGAUUCAAAUCUUUGGGAUUGCCACGAACGUCCUGAACAUUUUCAUUUUCUCUCGAAUCGGCGGCAGCGACGGUAUAACGGUUUCUCUACUCGCCUUGUCUGUGGCCGAUUUUCUGUAUCUCAUCUUUGUUUUAAUUCUCACAUCCUUAACGAUCCUGAUGAAAUUUUCCAGCUUAGAGCCAUCUGUCAGUUUUCCUUUCCUGGGUUUCUUGAUCGUGUGGUACGGCAAUGUGUCCAUCGACAGCUCUAUGGCCAUCACGGUGUUUAUCGCGCUCCAGAAGUGCGCAUGCGUCGCCAUCCCGUUAGUGUUUCAGAACGCGUUCACUCGUUCACGCUGUGUCGUGGUCCUGUUGACGAUAUUCGCCAUGAUGUUUCUCUCCUAUCUCCCUAUGAACAUCUCCCACAGGAUCCAGCCAAGGUUUAACCCUCUCACCAACAGAACAGAGCUGGUCUAUAAAAGCGCUCCACAUUUCGCCGCCCUCAUGUCUUUUUACUUGGUGUUCAACAGAACUGUUCUACCUGUCAUUUCGCUGACAACGGUCAUUGUUUGCUUGCUUAUCCUGACCGUCAAACUCGAACAGUCUGCCAGAUUCCGCAGCAAUAUGAAAUCCAACUACUCAGCCGCUAGAGCUCAACCGGAAGCCUCUGGCACAAAGUCCACAUCUGGCAAAACGGGGAACGUCACUGACAGAAAAGAGAUUUACGUCAUCAAAACUGUUGCUUUUGUCUCGGCCAUCUUCAUCGGCUGCUACAUACCUUACAUUGAGUAUCCUGUUGAAGACUUUUCCAGGUAA
Aplysia californica (California sea hare) is the source of this 912-nucleotide messenger RNA. RefSeq names its product probable G-protein coupled receptor B0563.6. Gene Ontology annotation, biological process: neuropeptide signaling pathway. Gene Ontology annotation, molecular function: G protein-coupled peptide receptor activity. The record is from RefSeq and is a predicted model, not a curated record. The transcript has 2 exons. Gene Ontology annotation, cellular component: membrane. Bases 1 to 912 code for a protein of 303 amino acids. Lineage: Eukaryota; Metazoa; Mollusca; Gastropoda; Aplysiida; Aplysiidae.